UUGUAUCAGUGGAUGGUUGUGUUAUCAAUUUCACCGGAAAAUUUAAUUUUGAUCACACGUAGACUCUGUAAUUAAUAAUCUUUUCUGUGUUACUGAAACUUACCGUGGAUAACAAGUGUAAUCAGUGAAUUAUUGUCCAACAGAGUGUUAUUUAAAUUAUUUCGGCAUAUGCAAGAUGUUAGCGGGGAGUCGCUUGGCCUGACGCGCGUUAGAAAUCUGCCAACAUGAAGGAACUGGACAACAAGAACCUCGGCACGCUAAAAUGCGUGCUCUUCUGUUUUCUAGCAGGUGUGGGCUGCAUAUUCCCUUUCCUACCGCUGCACAUGAUCGAAUCCGGCGCGGGCCUGAGCCGCGGCGAGGCGCGCCUGAUAUCGGCCGUCGCGCCGUGCGUGGCGCUCCUCGGACCCGCCAUUCUGGGACAUCUCAUUGAUAAGCUAUCCAUUGGUCGCGGUGCGACCAGCGGCGGAGGACCCAGCGGAUCCGGUCGCCUGCUGCGGGUCGUCACUGCCGUCUGUCUUAUCCUUGGGGCUAUCUUCUACACGCUACUGUUGGCCGUACCUUAUACCAACCGAGGCAAUGCUCCCCGCCCGAUCGUGUGGUUCUCUUGCGACGAGAACGGCGCGUAUGUGACGCAAGACAAGUGCUCGGAAGGCAAGCAGUGCCACUACGUUUCCGAGGAGAAGAGGGGCGUAUUGGCCCUGGGACUGUGCGAGUAUGGGUGCGGAGACGCCAACAUGACGUGGGUGCGGACCGUGUACCCCACCACUUCCACCCCCAUCAACAUACCGAACAUGUGGAACAAAUACUUCAAUUUCACUCAGGUAGUUUCUGACGACGACGACUACGACAUCCAAGAGCACCCGCCGCACCUGUGCAUCGACGGGCAAUGCCACGUGUACAUGAACUACAAGUCGCGCAUGGUCGUGCCCAUGGCCAUCCAGCCGUACGACGAGCUGUACGACGACAACAACACGGACUACUGCUCCUACCGCGUAGGAGGCGCGAGCUGCACGGUGCCGCCUGGCCGCGUGCCCGACAGCGAAGACUGCAUCCCGACCGUGCGGUGCCAAGUCCUGGACCCCUACGACGAGAAAGACUCCGUCAUGGGCCACGCGGAGUGCAAGGUUUACACUGGAGACCCUACCGCCACGUUCUGGACCUACUUUGUUAUAAGGAUCCUCUCGGACAUAUGGCCGACGGCGGCGUUGGCGCUGCUCGGCACGGCGUGCGUGAUCGCCACGCGCGAGACGUCCAUCGGGCGCGGCGACGUGGGCCGGCAGCUGGCCGUCGGCACCAUCGGGCUGGCCAUCUUCCCGCCCAUCGCCGGCGUCGCCUCCGACGCGAUGCCCGACAACCCCUUCCUCGUGCCGUUCAUCAUGCACGCUGUCUUCAUGCUGAUUGGCGCUGCUAUUUUACUGUUGGAUAGUAACAUGCCGCUGUCGACACCGGAGUGGUGGUGGCACACGUCGACGGGCAUGCUGGCGCUGCCCAUGAACGCGGUGCGGCGUUACGGCGCCGAGACGGCCGCCAUCUUCGCCGUCGUCACCCUGCUCGGCGUGCUGUGGAGCGGCAUCGACUCCUACCUGCCUUGGACGGUGAAGGACCUGAACGGCACGGAGACGGAGAUGGGGCUGACGGUGACGAUCGGCGCGCUGCCGGCCAUCCCCGCGCUGUGGUGGGCGGAGGCGCUCGUGGACUACGUGGGCCACUCCAACAUCUUCAUCACGGCCUUCACCUUCUACUGCCUCCGAUACACUGGUCUGGCGUACAGCACCGACUACACCUGGAUAGCGGUGAUCGAGGCGCUGGAGGUGUUCACCAUGAGCCUGGUGUGGGUGACGGCCGUGCUGUACUUCCGCCACCUCGUGCCGCGCAAGUACACCGCCACCGGCCAGGCGCUGCCGGUCAUCGCGCACUUCUGUAUCGGGCGCUGCAUCGGGGCGAUAGUGAGCGGCAUGGUGACGCUGAGCUCGCCGCUGGAGAGCGCGCGCCAGCUGUACCGCGCGCUGGGCGUGGCGGCGCUGCUGGCCGCCGCCGUGUACCUGGCGCUGUACCACCUGCUGCUGGCGCCGCGCUGCGCCGCGCCCAGCGCGCCGCCGCCGCAGCACCUGCUGCAAGGCUUGAACACGAACGGACGGUCGAACGGCGCCUACUCGCCGACGCGAGUCUACCACGAGGAGCGCUCUAGGAAGGGACACUUCCGUUAUUAACUACACUUCACCCAAUCAAUCUCACAAAAAAAAACUAUAUGAACUCUUU
Cydia splendana is the source of this 2259-nucleotide messenger RNA. RefSeq lists its product as uncharacterized. NCBI's taxonomy places the organism in Eukaryota, Metazoa, Arthropoda, Insecta, Lepidoptera, Tortricidae. Gene Ontology annotation, cellular component: membrane. The record is from RefSeq and is a predicted model, not a curated record. The transcript is spliced from 14 exons. Bases 225 to 2210 code for a protein of 661 amino acids.